AUGGAUGUCGGUGAUAAAAAAUAUCUAUUGAGAUUCCCUCCAUUUAGAUCGCAAGAAUGGUUAGAGGAAAAUAAGACCUUGAAAGCCGUAGAACCGAGUUUGUGUGAUGUUUCAAUUCAGCCCAGAGGGCUUUUGAACUAUUCUCAUGUUAAAGCCUACGAGAUAAAGGCUAAUUCUGUCAGAAAGGAAAUUAGGAAUGCCUUGUUCAGACAAGCUCUUUUCAAGAUACAAAAUAUUGAAGUAAUAUCGUAUAAAUAUUGCAAAAACGACAGGUUAUUGACUGACAUUUCUAAAACUGAUAAACCACUCCAUUUAUUAGGAUUUUUAAGAAAUAAAAAGGAUAAUCCUUUGUUGUCAGAAGAAAUAUGGACUGUGGAUAGGUGUGGAGCUCCUCAGAAAUACAGGGUAAAUUCUAACACAUUUAAAUUAAAGAUUGUUAAUAGAUUUCUUAAAAAAUUCCUGUCGAAUAAAGGCGAAGAUGAUUCUGAAUCGUUUACUUCUGCUCAUCUUGGGGAGGAGAAUAACUUUUAUUACAAUGAGGAAUUAAAGCAAUGGGUAGUGCGGGGCGAAGAGGAUAAGGUUAGAGAAACAUUAAAUACUUCCCCGCCACCAAUGAUGGGGAAGGACUUAAAUUUUGAGCCUUCCGUGCCUCCUACAGUUCAAACUAAUGCUAAUGGAACCGAUGGAACCGAAGCUCAUUCUCCUGAAAACCAACCGUUUUGCCAGGCUGGUCCGAAUCAUUUACCCAGACGUGUUUUUAAGUCAUCUCAACUCUAUACAAAUAUCCCUGGGAUGAAUGUUAUUGAGACGAAGCCAGCUGCAGGACCAUUUCUCAAUAUGCCUCAGUCUUGCCAAUCGCAAUUCAUUCCCUCAAAAGAUGAUUUUGACGCAUCACUAGUCAACGAUGCAUACGCAGACCUCAUGAAAGGGAACGUCACAAAUGAUAACAUGGAAGAUGAAAAAAAUUGA
Messenger RNA from Theileria annulata, 969 nucleotides. RefSeq lists its product as uncharacterized. The transcript has 5 exons. The record is from RefSeq and is a predicted model, not a curated record. Bases 1 to 969 code for a protein of 322 amino acids. Lineage: Eukaryota; Apicomplexa; Aconoidasida; Piroplasmida; Theileriidae.